This is a messenger RNA of Haliotis rubra (blacklip abalone), 1853 nucleotides long. RefSeq lists its product as uncharacterized. NCBI's taxonomy places the organism in Eukaryota, Metazoa, Mollusca, Gastropoda, Lepetellida, Haliotidae. The coding region runs from base 275 to 1192 and encodes 305 amino acids. The record is from RefSeq and is a predicted model, not a curated record. The transcript has 4 exons.
UGUAUGUAUGGAUGUAUGUAUGGAUGUAUGUAUGGAUGGAUGGAUGGUGUCUCGAACACACUGUAAAUAAAGCGAUCGAAUAUAGCCUGCAGUUCCUUCCCUUUGUAUGCGCACCACCAAGCUGAACAUCUCGUGUCAUAUCCGGGUUAUGGCUUCGCCGCCAUAAAUUCGCCGAGUCACGCCACAACAGCUUUUCUGGGUCAUCGCUUGGCAAGGUACUUUGGACCUGUCCUUUCAACUACAACAGAACACAGUGGAGCGUCCUGGCCUGACCAUGGCGACUCGCAAAUCAGUUUCGGAAAGGGUACAGAUACAGACUUUGGUGACCAAGGGGGUCCAGACAGAGACACACGGUUCGGCAACAUUCCCAUCUGGACUCUCAGAUGGUCUUGAUCUUCGGACAAGCCUAGUCAGCCCUAUUGGAGUGUUCCGCCUCCUACUUCGUGGUCGAACGUUUGUGUUUUUGGAGACGGACAAGCAUCCACCGUUCAUGGACAACGAUAAAUUAACUACAGACAAACUACUUUUCCUUGUCAGCGGAGAACUGAGUCUCUCAUCCAGCAUGUACAACCCGAGACUGCCAAAGUAUCCAGCGGAGGUUCAGACAAGAUUUGCAUCUUUCCGAACAUCGUCGUUUGUCUGGGAAUCAAUUCUGAAGGUACCUGGAGCCCCUCACGUGACAGCUAGUCUAAAAAAUAAUGGCGUUGCUGUGUCAAAGUCGACCAGAAGACCAUGCCCGGUACCAGAUUGGUUUCGGGAAAAGUUCGGCCAACUGUACAACAAGGAUCCUGGGGUUACCUUCAGGAAGGUGGAGACAACUCCUAUCAAGAUGUGCAGGGGAGUUAACUCUAAUCCCUACUUGGUAACAGUUAAAAGUCGGGAUAUCGACGUGAACCAACACACGAACGCGGUUUUGUACCUACAGUACUGUCUUGACGCUCUGGAUGAUCAUUUGUUCAGGAACAAAAUACAGUGCGAAUUAAACACCGAGUCACUCCUCCUCAAAUCGGCUUCCUUCCUCCAUAUGGGUGAGAGUGAGGUGGCUGAUGUGUUGGCUGUUGAAUUCUGGGAUGAUGAAACUGAUGCUGACAUGAUAUGUUUUAAUAUUGUCAAGUCAGGAAUCAGCAUCUACCAGGCUCGUAUACGUUUUUAUCGAUAUGAUGAUAUAUUUGAACAAACCAGCAGACUCUAGCGUCACAUUUCAAAGUAUGGAACUAUACUGUAAGCAGAAAACUGUGGUUUAAAUAGCUUUAUUCCAGGAAACAUUUUUAUUGGGCGAGUUUACGUUGGUCGUCGUGCUUUUCUUUGAAUCGGCAUCACCACAACGUUUCAAGUGUGAAUGUGAGUGAGUGAGUGUAGGUUUACGCAAUAUCACGCCAGGGGACACCAGAAAUGGGUUUUACACAUUGUACGUGGGUUUUCGGCGUGACGAGCGAAUGCUUUAAUCGCUAGGCUACCCCUCCGACCGCACAAAGUUUCAACUAAGAACAAGUGUUGUAUUUGGAUUAACGCCUCUAUAAUCCUGUUCUAACGCGUUAUGUUAGCAUUGGAAUAUGGAAGAUUGGAAGAUCUUUGCAUCUCCUUGACAAUGUAUUGUUUUACUUGUAACACUGUUACAAAGGUAUGUAACUUUGGAUCAACGUCUUUGCAACGUUUUAGGUAACAUGAUGUGCCACUUUGGAUUACCUUCCUGCCACGGUAUAGCAAUGCACUACUUUUGUCAACGUCCUUGAGAACACGAUGCUAACAUUUGGUUUAACUCAAUUCUUAGCUUGAAUCGAGUAAUACCUGUAUAUAUCUGUAUCACUAUGUUUUCACCAUAUGGGCUUUGUAGUAAAGUGCCCUUUUCCCAC